CAUUUAUUUUUGUUGCUUAAUGUUAGGUUGUUGGAUGUAUUGAGUGGAUGCUUAUUUAACCCUAAAGCUAUAAUUAUAUCUUUUGCAUUCAAAAACAUUCUUUCUGGAAAUUAAAUGCUUUAUGAGUGCUAGAUUCUCUAGCUAUUUCUUCUUGUCUUAAAGGGGGGUACACAGCAGGCCAGUUGGUUUCUAGUCACUUUCUGUUUUUGGCUUUUGGCCCAGAAACCGUGGUCAAUGUCCAUUUCAUCUCCGACAUCUCUGGGGACCAUUGUCUGGUAUAUUUUCUUUUAAAGGUUCUCUGUAAAUAAUAUUUACCUCUAUUUUUAAUUAAAAGGACAAAACUCUAAUUUUUGAGGAGAUUCCACUCACCACUACUCAGACUGUUAGUGGAUGCAAAAGCCUCAAAUUUCCUUACCUAGAGAACUUGAUGGUAUUUAUUUGUUUCUUCCCUUUCUUCAACUUGAGAUUUCAGAUAUAUCUGUUUAACUGAUUGUAGAACAAAUCAUUAUUCUUUUAUUUUAUCUUUUCCGUACUGAGCCAUUGAAUUAAUGCUCGCUGUCUUCUUGUAUGCUUGUUGAGAUGCUGUAAUGCAUCAGUACUGUGAAUAUUAUUGCAAUGUUAUCAUGAUAUUAGUUAUUCUUGUUUCCUUCAUUUUCCAAACUUAUGCAGAUUAUGAAUGUCAGAAUCUGAUAAUAUACAUUUGAUAACAGCUUAAUGAAAGUCAACGAAAGCAUUAAAGGUUUGCCAUGGUUUUGUAGUAAUUCUCCAUUGUACUGUGGACUAGUAGUUUUUAUAAUUUUUCUAGUAAAAGAAGUGUUGUGCCAUCCAACAUGAACCAUCAGAUGGGGCAGGCCCUCCUGAUCUGAUGAUCUAUGUUUUGCAGUCUGGACUGUUUAUUAAUUUACUUUGCUGAUUUUUUCCCUAUGGUUUUCCCAUAUUUUCUUAUAAUCAAUUAUUAUAAGGUCUUUCAUCCCUUAGGUUUUUAGUCUAGAGCCAUAGCUGUUAGGAUGUAAGCAUCAGAAUGGGUGUGCUCAUCUUUACAAACUGACUAUCCCCAGACUCCAUCAAAAAAUUUUAUAAACAUUAGAAUAUAAUAUCACAACAAAAAAAGCAAGCUAAGUGAGAUCAACAAUUUGCCAGGAACAUGUGAUGCAUUCUUUUAGUUGAGUUUCAAGGCAUAAAUGUUUCUGGGGAAUCUUGGAUAAGUUGUGUCAGUGCAUGAACCUGCUUCCUAAUUCAUCCUCUUGCUUACUUCCCAUUUCAAUAAGAAAGGAUAAAAAGCAUGAGACUUCUUAUGAUUCUCUGUUUACUCUAGUUUCUUGAGGAACAGCUUGAACCCUGAAUAAACUAUGAAUAAUGCAUAAAUCAUGUUUCUUUGUCCUUUUAAUUUCUUCUGAAUUGUGAUCUAGUAUAUGGACUAAACAUAUUAGUAAGGU
This is a messenger RNA of Rubroshorea leprosula, 1436 nucleotides long. The record is from the annotation of a GenBank genome assembly. Lineage: Eukaryota; Viridiplantae; Streptophyta; Magnoliopsida; Malvales; Dipterocarpaceae.